Cyclocybe aegerita is the source of this 1518-nucleotide messenger RNA. Lineage: Eukaryota; Fungi; Basidiomycota; Agaricomycetes; Agaricales; Hemipholiotaceae. The record is from the annotation of a GenBank genome assembly.
AUGUAUGCCUACCUAUGGACUGUAGCUACAUUCAAGGAAGUCGUGUCUCUUGUAUCUCAAUUCCUUUCGGUCAUUUUGGAUGUUUGCUGGAAAUUAAAUAAAUGGACACUUCUGGGCGGUACCUCAUUGCGCCUGCUGAACCUAAUAUCGCGACAGCAAGCCUUUAUCGGGGGCGGGCCAGCGGGUCUUGUUACCCUACGAAAUCUGCUCGACAGAGGCCAAUUUGACCAUGUUGAACUGUACGAACGUCGAGAUGAUAUUGGUGGAGUCUGGUAUUAUGAUGAGCCCCAAGAUUCGAACAAACCUCGCUGGCCAUCGCCCGCAUACAAAGGCCUCAUAGGCAACGUCCUGCCGGAAUUCCUUGGAUUCUCUGGUCACCCUUUCCCCGAGCCGCCUUCUUCGCCACAUCAACCUUUUCCAACCCUGAAGGAAACUUACGAUUACCUUCGAUUGUUUGCUGAGCCCUUUCUGAAGGACGGCAAGAUCAAGCUGAAUCGACAGGUUGUUCGCGUUCAGGAAAUCGGCUUGGGCGGGGGAUGGCAGGUAGUUUCGAGGGACUGGAACCAUGCCGGCCGGGAAAUGGAGGAACAGUGGGACGCGGUUGUUGUCGCUGUGGGAUGGUGGGAUAACCUCGUGUGGCCGCAGACUGAAGGGCUAGACGCGUUGAGAGAGCGGGGUUUGGCAAAACAUGCCAAUUCGUGGAGAGGUCCCGAGGGCUAUGAGGGCAAGAAAGCCCUAGUCGUUGGGAACGCGAACUCGGCGAACGACAUCGCAGCUCAGCUUGCACCUGUCGUACACGCACCCUUGUAUCAGAGCAUCCGACGACCCCCUUUCGCCAAGUUCGUCAGUCUCGAGAACGAGCGCAUCGUCAAGGUCUCGCCUGUCGCCAAGUACAUCCUCAAGGAAGACGACAAAUUCGACGCUCUGCUCACGGACGGGACGCUGCUAGCGGAUCUGGAUACAGUGCAGCUGGGGACUGGAUAUCGCCCUUUCCCCAGUUUCGUGCAUGUGUUCGAACAAGGUGUGGAGGGAAAGCUCGUCUCCAUCGUGUCAGACAGCACCUACCCGCCUCGCAUCCCGUCUCUACACAGGAUGGUGCUAUACGCGUACAACCCUUCCCUGGCGUUCCUCGGUGCCCCGCUUCCACACACUCCUUUCCCGAUUGCGGAUCUUAUGAGCACCUGGCUCGCUCUUGCAUGGCGUGGCGAGGUGCCAUAUCCCGACACUCCCGAAGGCCGCCUUGUCUUCGAGAAAGAAAGACUCGAGACGGUGGAGCGGGUACGGCAGACGGUGGCGGAUCCUUCUUCCCUGAUCGUCUACAGCGUGCUGGGCCCGUACGAGCAGGAGUUUGCUGCUGGUUUAAGGGUGGACAUCGUUAAAGCGAGGCCAGAGCUCGACAGUGUGUUGCCGGUGUGGAACGACGAGCGGACGGCGGUUAGGGAGGCAAUGUACCAGAUCAAGUAUCAGUCGUUAGAAUACGCUCGUGAUCAUCCUGGACCAGUGGUAGAAAACAAUUAG